AUGGCGACUAGACCUCCUCUAAUGCCUCCCGCGAAUGAGACGGAGAGCUCCGUCAGCAGAAUCACUCGCGAGGGCAAGAAGAUUACAUACAAGCUUAGUGUGAUGCAGCAGCCGGAGCGUGCAAGAGCCUGUGGUGCUGGUGCCAAGUCCUCUGCCGACCGUCGACCGGUUGAUCCUCCACCUGUUGUUGAAUUGCGAAUCUUCGAGUCUGACCCCAACGAUGAUCUGCACAAGACCGACAUAACCUUCGCUUACAACGCCAACUUCUUCCUAUUCGCUACCUUGGAUACGGCUCGUCCCAUGGCGCAAGGACGACUCCCCGGCCCUCCAACAUGCCCGGUCCUGACAGGAGUCCCGGUAGCAGGCGUGGCGUAUCUCGACCGUCCACAGCAAGCAGGUUACUUCAUCUUUCCUGACCUGUCCGUUCGUCACGAGGGUAGAUAUCGGUUGAGCUUCCACUUGUACGAAGAGAUCAAGGACGUCAAGGAUGCGGACAAGGACACGCCAAUGCCUGACGUCAACUCGAGCAUCAAUUUGACCAAACCAUCAGCGCCCAAAUCGUAUCUGAACUUCCGCCUCGAAGUCAAGUCGGUCCCGUUCACCGUCUACAGUGCGAAGAAGUUCCCCGGACUGGCCACAAGCACAUCGCUCAGCCGCAUCAUUGCAGAGCAAGGCUGCCGAGUCCGUAUUCGACGGGAUGUGCGCAUGAGACGCCGCGGCGAGAAGCGCACCGACGAUUAUGACUUUGAUGAUGAGAGGGUCUUUGCUGCUCGGUCGGACAGAUACACAACCCCUGACGUGUACGGGGCGAAUUCGGCCGAGCGUGCUCGUUCCACCAGCAUCAGCACCAUCGCUGAUGCCGCCUUCCCCUAUGGCUCUGAUGCGCAGAGACGGCCGUCUGCGAGCGAUUACGGAUUCCAAGGCGCGCAGCCAUACCAACGAUCCAUUCCAGCAGCCCCCGCAGCUCCCGUUCCACCUACCGUUCAAAACUCCGCGACUUCGACACAGACAUCUUCAUAUCAGUCUCACCUUUCGUUCGGAGCGACACAAAGCCAGUAUCCGGCUCCCCAACUGCCGCCAACACCUCAGUCGGCCACUCCCGCGAACACAUAUUCCCCACAUCCUUCCUAUUCUCACUCAAGAAAUCCUUCCAGUGGCACCGAGUACGAUGCUACUCCCUCUGGCUACCCAUACCCCCAGCCUCGCCUACCGGCUGAGCGUCCAAGCUAUUCCAAAGCAGCCCUACCUCCUCUCAGGCUGGAGCCGCCAAAGGUACCGAACAUGCCGACAUGUACUGAUUCUCGCUCCUCCGACGCGAAUGCAUACCCCACUCUAACGCAACCUCCGGUACCUCGUGCUCCGACUCCCGCAAACCAUGUAACUUCGCUCCCGCCUUUGAAAGUUCUCUCGGGCGAAUAUUCCCAUCCGCCUCAGCCCAUGAAUAGCAACGCGCAGAGCCCGCAUCACGAGCUCGGUUCUGGGAAGCGCCUGUUUUGGGAAACGAAUCAUUCCCUAUCCAAGCGGUCGCAUGAGGAAACCUUCGGCAAUGAUGAGCGUCCUCUGCACAACGGGAUGCGGCCUGAUAUGGAUCAAUACCCUGGGAUGGCUCGGAAGCAGCCUGAUUAUGGCCGGCUCCCAUUCUACACCGAUUCGCGUGAUGAGAUGGCCUACAAACGAGCGAAUGGAAGGAUGGUCAUGAAGAUUUCACCUGCGCUACCAUAA
This is a messenger RNA of Aspergillus pseudoviridinutans, 1722 nucleotides long. RefSeq names its product sexual development activator VeA (gene veA). The transcript has 2 exons. Bases 1 to 1722 code for a protein of 573 amino acids. The record is from RefSeq and is a predicted model, not a curated record. Lineage: Eukaryota; Fungi; Ascomycota; Eurotiomycetes; Eurotiales; Aspergillaceae.